UGAGGGUAGUAGAGAGGCUGAUUCUGCUGACUGAGGCGCCAUGGUGGAGCCAGGGGACAGGGAGGUGGCUGGCCAGAGGCUGGGAAUCCCAGAGAGUUUCGGGGUGUCUACCCUGGAACCAGGUCAGCGACCCCCAACCACGCCCCCAGGACGACAGGUCUCUAUCCGGGUACAGCUGCUGGACGACGUCACCGAGGUCUUCGACAUAUCACAACGAGCCCCAGCCAAGGCUCUGUUUGACCUGGUGUGUGUCCAUCUGAACCUGGCUGAAAGAGACUACUGUCUCCAGUACAGAACCCCAGGAGGAUGA
This is a messenger RNA of Oncorhynchus nerka (sockeye salmon), 310 nucleotides long. Its product is annotated as FERM, ARHGEF and pleckstrin domain-containing protein 1-like. The transcript is spliced from 2 exons. The record is from RefSeq and is a predicted model, not a curated record. Gene Ontology annotation, molecular function: guanyl-nucleotide exchange factor activity. Gene Ontology annotation, cellular component: cytoskeleton. NCBI's taxonomy places the organism in Eukaryota, Metazoa, Chordata, Actinopteri, Salmoniformes, Salmonidae. The coding region runs from base 41 to 310 and encodes 89 amino acids.